AUGGCUGGUGAUACAAAGUACUUCAUUGCGGCGAACGGUUUCAUUUACUUCGAUGUCCUCAAGAGCUGCAAGGUGAGGUGGAUUGUGAGACGCUCCUUCGUAGCCCUGGAAAGACUGCGGUGGGCAGCAGCGCUCGAUGGUGGUCAUGAAAUAGUCACUGCUCGUCAACUUGAAGUUCGGUUCAGCCCGUCGACAGAUGAGCGAAGCGAUGCACAACAGAGCCUAGAGAUGGAUCUUCUACACGAAUGUACGGAGGCGAUGCGGGAGAUCCUCAUGCAGCAGCAUCUCCAUGCCAAUGCCGGUGGACCAUCGAAUCCCGUGUCGACGGCGUGCAGUGUAGUCACGAAUGGCCGCAAGCACGACGUUCAACCACAAAACGAUCUAAAGGUCUCCCCAGCCGAAGAGUCAUCGAAGACAACGACUUUUUUAACACUUCCUGGCGAGAUUCACAAUCAAAUCCUGGAUGAGCUCAAGUUCCCUGACCUCUGCCGCUUCAGAGCCACGUCUCAGCAAUGCCGUGGCCUCGUCCCACAACUGCGGAUGCAGGACAGCAUUGAGCAAUUCGAGCACGACUUCCGUGCUGCGCAAGAAGAGAAUGACUCGACUUCAGCAAUAAGACCGGAAGCGUAUUCGAAGGAAGACUUCGAACGCUUUCGGAAGUGCAGAAUCUGCUAUGGCUGCACGCAAAUGAGGCCCAGGAUUCGAUUUGGAAUCGUUGUAAAGUUGAGGUGCCCUCCAUUGAAUCCGAGCCGCAAUCAGCCUCCCAGACAACAAGAUAGGCGAGAUCUUGACGACCCAGAAUACUUCGAUAUCCCAGAAUACUUCGAUGACCCAGAUUACUUCGAAUGGCCAUGCAGAAUUGCUGAGAGAAGCUCAAGGCUGGGAUCUGGUCGGCAAAUGCUUCUCUGUAUCGAUUGCACGCUGAAGCAUCCCCAAUACCUGUCAGCGCACUCACCUAGGAAGCGAUGGUUACGGUCCACGGAUCGGUUCCCCAGAAAAUGGAAGGACUACGACAUGUGCCUGAUUUGCACCAAGUGCCAUCAAUUGAAGCACUACCCACGUUUGUCGUCGCAGAGUCCUCCCUGUCAGGAAUUGCGAUUGCGGCUUAUGGAUCAUCGCCAAUUGGAUCAAGGAAUGUGCCAUGAAUGUUGGUAUCACGAUCAUGAAUCAUGGUGCGAUGCACAGUUGAAGAUCGAAGAGAGAGCCUUUGAGAUUCAGGACCAGGCGAAAGCGCUGUCCUCGGACACUCAAGCCUUGCAGUCUGAUAUUGAAGCUCUGCAGUCGAAGAUGCAAGCUAUGCAGUGGAAUCUGGAAGCCAUGCAGUCGGAGUCGCAAUUCCUACAAUCGGAGCUGAAGGACCUACGUGUCUACCGCUACUGGAUGAGAGAUCUAGGCAUGCAUCCUGCGGACCAGGGCAGCGAGCCACCUAGGAGCAGAUCGUUGCUAGAAGUCCUGCCGGAUUGGACAGAGGAGCUGAGAAGUGUCCCUGUGAAGGAGGUUCAGUCACAGCUGGUUGAGAAGGGCCUCGUCAUUCCAGCUGAGUUCAAAAGUCGUGGCCCAAGAAAGGGUGCCUGA
Molecule: messenger RNA, 1575 nt
Organism: Cyphellophora attinorum
Lineage: Eukaryota; Fungi; Ascomycota; Eurotiomycetes; Chaetothyriales; Cyphellophoraceae
Exons: 3
Coding region: 1-1575 (524 amino acids)
Molecular function (GO): protein binding
Source: RefSeq, a predicted model, not a curated record